Molecule: messenger RNA, 759 nt
Organism: Colletotrichum paranaense
Lineage: Eukaryota; Fungi; Ascomycota; Sordariomycetes; Glomerellales; Glomerellaceae
Exons: 5
Coding region: 1-759 (252 amino acids)
Source: RefSeq, a predicted model, not a curated record
AUGAGACCUCCCCAUACCUCCACUUUGGGAUACCGCUUCGUUGCAUUGAUGACGUCCUCUGCGUGGCUGCGAUGGGCUUGGGCGCGUCGAUUUGGCUCCAUCAGAGCUUCCAAAUCACAGGCCUCUGCCAUGAGUUUAUGGCUGACAGGCGCAGGGGGUUACAAGUCAGUGACAAUUUCCGCAAACCCCAUCUAUGGCGUAUGCGAAUAUCCCAUUUUCACAGCAGCAUACACAAGAGCGUUUCUUCUUGUGAAGACUACCCGUACUUUCUUCAGCCGUGUCGUUGAACUUGUUGCACGGGUUUCGUCUGAUCGCCGCGUCUUCUGGAAUUCUCAGCCUCCCCGGUCCCUGUCAAACGGGCCGAGACGAAGCGUCAUCUCUACUCAUUUUCCCCCUCGGGCCCCUCUCCCUUCCUCUGCGGGGACUGACACGAUGAACCGCUAUGGAAUUUUGACUUCUGACUCUGCUACGGUACGGUCGUCCCCGGGGUCCUUGUCCUUGUGCCGGCCCGGUUCGCGUGACUUUCCUGACUUAGUUGUGGUUGUCCCUGAUAGCAAUCGUCGCAAGGUGGGGCUAAUUGAUAUCGAAGACUUGAUAAACUCCCAUGGUCUUGGCAAGGGGGCUUUGUCUUCCGAGUUCCCUUUCCCCUCGCCGGCUCACGAUACUAAACAACUCUACUCUGUACGCGGCGAAUAUUCGGCGGAUGCGAUGCGAUAUCCCCUGAAUUAUUCGGAUCUCGGCCACGCUGGGAAACUUUGA